UUGACGUUUUCAGAUCUCGAAUGAAUGAAGCUCUUUUGAUUUUUUGAAAUACAGUAUUGUUACGAAAUCUGUGUGAAAGAUCGCGAUUGCUUCAUGAACCCUACGUCGUCGUCUUCCUCGAGUUUUCAUCAUGUCAUUUCCUCAAGCUGGUCUUUUGGAAAAGAUAAAAGAAAAAGCUCUCCGGAUGAUAGAGGAAGAAAAUUACGUUGAAGCGAUUCCUCUUUGUUUAGCUGUGUCUGCAAUGGAACCUCGUGGGAUGGAUUCCAUGAAGGAUGUGUUGAUGAAUGCACUGGAACGUUGGACAGCGCAAGUUACUGCUCAGCAUCCAAAGAAUGUGAUGAAAAUUGUAACUAAGCCUUACGAACAAGCGAUCGAAGUAAUAGAGGCGAACGAGGAUUUGAAAACCAAUUACGCUGUAACGAUGCUUCGACAUGAUAUGUUCUCCGAAGCUUGGGCCCUGCUUUUGGAAGUCCUCCAGCUUCAUCCCCAGCAUGAACAAGCGUUGGAUACUUGGCGUUCAUUGUGUUGUCGGGUGAUUCCCAGGUGGCAUUUCUUCAUGGUGAACGAUUCACUGAGGAAUAAUGCGUACGAAUCUGCGUUGAAAGAGCUGAUCUCCGCUUAUGCUAACGAACCGGUUUCCUUGCUCGACAUCGGGUCUGGUUCUGGCAUUCUAAGCAUGAUGGCUGUGGAAGCUGGGGCCAAAAAAGUGUUCUCAUGUGAAAUGUCGGAAUUUCUUGUUUCCCUGUCAACUCUUGGCUUGCAGAGGUUUUUCAAAUCCGGGCUUCACCAAGAAGACUCCAUCACGCUACUGAAGAAUUACUCGACGGAACUAAGAGUCGGAGUUGACAUUCCAUCAAGGGUGAAUGUGUGCGUGACGGAAACUUUCGAUGCUGGGCUUUUUGGCGAAAGAGCUGUUUCAAGCGUGCUAGGAGCCUGGAAAGACUUGCUGCAGGAACGUGAUGAAGCCUAUUUGAUGGAUAGUGAUGGAAAUGAGAACGCUUUGUUCGGUUCUUGCUCUUGUUCCGGGGAUUCAGAAAGCAACAACCCGUCGUUGGGUGUAGUGCCAAAAAAGUUGAAUCCAUCCCGUGGAACCAUCAUACCAUGCAAAGCUUGCUUGUUUGCUGCUGUUGUGGAAUCUGAUGAUAUUGCAUCUAUGUUGAAAUGUGGGCGGCAGCUAAGAUCAAAAUUGAUAUCGGAAGCUGAUGCGUUUUGGGCGGAUGAUGAUGGAAUGUACGAUUCAGAAAGGAUUUCCUGGCUUCCGAAGGGGUUCAAAUUUCUAUCGAAGCCCGUACGAUUGGUUUCCGUCAACUUUAUGGAUCCUGAUCAUUUACUGAGAUGGUCGAAGCUGGAUGGAGAGUAUGACGUUGAAUUCGAUAUAAUCAGUGACGGACGACCGGACUGCAUUGUGACUUGGUUCACUCUCCACCUGACCCCAACAAUCAGAAUUUCUUCGCAUCCAUCGGCGAGAACUUGUUGGGAACAAGCCAUUCAUCCUAUCAUCGGCUGCACGGACGAUCCAUUGCUGAAAGCUUCUGUGUUUUCAGUGACAGCUUCUAAAACCCCCGAAAUCGAAGAUGUUGGGUUGAGCUUCACGUACGAUUCCGUCGCGCGAAAACCAGCAAAGAUGCUCAAGCUGUCCUCAGAUUACAUGCGUUUAAUGAACGAUGAGAGAUUUUUUCCACUGAAAGUUCAUUCUAAUGUAUUACAAAUUGGCGGGCAUCCUGAUAUUGUUGCUGCGAGAUUUCCGGGUUCGGUGGUCGAGGUUGUUGCACCAAUCAUAAAUUUCGGUCCAAUUUUCUCCAAAGUUAUUUCAGAAGACAAUAUAAAAAAGUUCUCGGCGAAUGUUGCGAUGGCAAAAAGCAAGUUCGAGUAUGUGCGUGCUUUCGAGUCCCAAGAAUUGUGUUUGCCAAACUGCUUUGUCGUUGUUCGCGUCGACGGGAAGAACUUCCACAAAUUCUCCGACGUACACAAAUACGCUAAACCCAACGAUGCCCGAGCUUUGCGGCUUAUGAACAAAGCCGCUCUCCGGGUUCUCGUGGAAUUCUCCCCGGAAAUAGUCCUGGCCUACGGGCAAAGUGAUGAAUACAGCUUCGUGUUCAAACGGUCGACGGAAAUCUAUUGUCGGCGGAGAGACAAGCUGGUGACGAAUGUCGUGUCGCAUUUUGCGUCGUCUUUCGGGUUUCACUGGAAAGAGGCUUUCGGGGAAGAUGAGUUGAAAUACCCGCCGACGUUUGACGGUCGAGCCGUGCUUUAUCCCACGUUGACGAAUUUGAGGGACUAUUUGAGCUGGAGACAGGCGGAUUGUCACAUAAAUAAUUUGUACAACACCGCUUUUUGGAGUCUGGUCUUGAAGAAGGGAUUAUCGCCGUCGGAGGCGGAAGAACGACUUCGGGGAACGGUGUCUUCGGAUAAAAACGAACUCUUGUUUUCGGAGUUCGGAAUCAACUACAACAAUGAACCCGAAUUGUUCAAGAAGGGAACCGUUAUUGUGAGGUCAAUGAACGUUAAUGUUCCUGUGCCCUUGACGGAUGAAUCUGCUGAGGAAUCCGCAUUUUUUCUGAGUAAAAUGCCGAAACUUGCCUCUAAUUUUCAAAUCAGAAAUUGCGACUUAAUCGGGAAUCCAUUUUGGCAAGCUGUUGAGUCAUUAGUGGAUGUAUGAAGUAAAUUAUGAACAUUCUUUUUGUGUAUUUCCGCAUUCUUGUCAUUUUUUCACCUCACGAGCCGAAUUUUUAGCUCACAGGAC
Molecule: messenger RNA, 2743 nt
Organism: Notodromas monacha
Lineage: Eukaryota; Metazoa; Arthropoda; Ostracoda; Podocopida; Cyprididae
Source: the annotation of a GenBank genome assembly